Molecule: messenger RNA, 1441 nt
Organism: Paramecium sonneborni
Lineage: Eukaryota; Ciliophora; Oligohymenophorea; Peniculida; Parameciidae
Source: the annotation of a GenBank genome assembly
AUGAAUAAUCCAGAAGUAAUAUAUGCAAACCUUACAGGUGAUUCUGAACGUACUAAUUUUAUCAUUAUGAAAUAGCUUUUGUUACUGAUAGCUUAUGUGUAAAUUGUGAGUAAUAAGGUAAAACAACAAUACUUUUAACUAAAAUUCCAAUGUUCUCAAAUAUUAUUAUUGUUUCUUUUGAUUGUGAACAUUGUGGAUAUAAAAAUAAUGAAGUGUAAUUUGGUGGUGAAAUUAAAGAUAAAGGAAUAAAAUUAAAUUUAAAAGUUAGCGAUCCAAAAGUAAUAAUAAAAUAUAAUUUUAGGAUCUUUAAAGACAAAUAAUUAGAUCAGAGUUUUGUAAAGUUUUGAUUCCUGAACUAGAAUUUGAAAUGCCAUCAAAUAAGAAAAGUAGUAUCAAUACUUUAGAAGGAUUUCUUUAAAAUAUUAUUGAUGAUUUAUCUCAUGAUUAACCUAUAAGAAAAUAUACAUAAGUAGAAACUUAUGAUCGUAUUGAAUACAUAAUUGAAAAAUUAAAGUAAUUUAAAGAAGGUUAAGGAUUACCAUUUAAUUGGAUAAUGGAGGAUCCAUCUGGAAAUAGUUUCAUUUAAAAUCCAAAUGAACUUUAAGAUGAUCCAUAACUAAAAAUAAAUCAUUAUAUAAGAACAAUUGAAGAAUUAGAAGCUAUGGGAUAUAGUGCUGAAAAUUAAAAAUAAGAAAUUCAAUAAUAACAAUAAGUUAUAACAGAUCCAAUUAGAUAAGGAACUGAAAAAAUUUAAGCAGGUGGAUAAAAUUUUGGUUAACCAAUAGAAGAUUCUGUUAAAAAUGAAUCAAUCAAUAUUCCAACACCUUGUAAUGUUUGUAAAGAAAUGGGAGAAAAUAAAAUGUGUACCGUUACUAUUCCUCAUUUUAAAGAAAUUCUAAUAAUGAGCUUUAAUUGUGAAUUUUGUGGAUUUAAAGAUACUGAAGUAAAAGCAACUGGUGAAAUAAGUAAAUAAGGCAAACUGAUAGAAUUAAAGUUUGAAAAUGAAAAAGAUCUAUGUAGAGAUGUAUUUAAAUCAGACACUGCAAAAUUGAGAAUUCCUGAAAUUGAUUUAGAACUAGGAACAGGAACAUUAGGUGGAGUUUAUUCAAAUGUUGAAGGAUUAUUAGAAUAAAUUCUUACUCGUUUAAGAGAUAAUGUAUAAUAAAUAACAUAUAUUUUUUAGAAUCCAUUUGUUGGUGAUAGUGCUGAUGAGGAUUAUAAAAAAAAGAUGGAAUAAAUAUUUCAAUAAUUGGAAGAAUUUAAAUCAGGAAAAAAAUAAUUUACAUUAUAAAUAAGAGAUUUAGUUGAAAACAGUUUCAUUUAAAAUCCUUUUUAUCCAAAUGAGGAUAAUUAAGUAAAAAUUACUUUGUUUGACAGAAAUGAUGAAGACAAUGAUGAAUUAGGUAUAGAUACUAUGAAAACUGAAAAUUAUCAGAAUUGA